AUGCAUCCAACGCUUGGUUUAUUCGCCAGUCAAUUUACAAAACGUAAACCUAUAAAAAGAGGGUUAUUGGGAGAUAUUCGAGGAAAAUAUUUAUACCCCAUCAAACAAACAAAAAUUACACCCCCACCACCACCAAAAAAACCAACGAAACCAAAAGAGGAGAAAGAAACGGUACCCUGGAGAACCCAAGCGACGUAUCAACAAUCAUUAAAAGGGUUAUAUGGAGGCAAACAUAUACAGUUUGGUAAUCAAAUAAGUGAUUUUGGUAAUAAAUCAAGAAGGACAUGGAAACCGAAUGUGCAAAGGGUUAAAUUAUAUUCCGAAGCGUUAAAUGAACAAUUAAUCAUCAAAUGCACCCCAGCCGCUCUUAAAUAUAUCGAUAGAAAAGGUGGAUUGGAUAGAUAUAUGAUGUCCAUGAAAGAUAAAGAAUUAGGUAAAAAGAUGUAUGAUUUAAAAUAUAAGAUUCAAUCCAAAAUUAUUGAAAUGGAUAAGGAACGAAAUAGGUUAUCCAGACUUGACGUUGUGAAGGAAGGGGAUGAAGGGGAAACGGGAGAGAAAAGAAUUUCCUAG
Funneliformis caledonium is the source of this 570-nucleotide messenger RNA. The record is from the annotation of a GenBank genome assembly. Lineage: Eukaryota; Fungi; Glomeromycota; Glomeromycetes; Glomerales; Glomeraceae.